This is a messenger RNA of Scleropages formosus (Asian bonytongue), 2013 nucleotides long. RefSeq names its product GTP binding protein 6 (putative) (gene gtpbp6). NCBI's taxonomy places the organism in Eukaryota, Metazoa, Chordata, Actinopteri, Osteoglossiformes, Osteoglossidae. The record is from RefSeq and is a predicted model, not a curated record. Gene Ontology annotation, cellular component: cytoplasm. Gene Ontology annotation, molecular function: ribosome binding; GTP binding. Bases 87 to 1790 code for a protein of 567 amino acids. The transcript has 11 exons.
UGUUUGAAGACAUGUUUUGUAUUUUCAGCGCAGUUCGGUACAAGUCCUGUUUGUAGUCUGGAAAAGGUGGAAUAGAUAACUUUAGCAUGUUGUUGCUCAUAUGCGAGGUAAAUGAACUCUGGAAUGGUCCUUUAGGAAAUGAGUACGUAUUCAUUUACCGCAAUGCAACUUUCAAGUCUCGUCUACGAGACUACCAUUUCCUUGGUACUCCACCGAAGUCGUGUGUGCAAUACAGAAAAGAGAAGGGGUUCACCCGUCCCCCCAGGGAGCGGGGGGCGCUGCGGAGACUCGGUCACUGGACACCCGUCGUUUCUUCACUGAGCUCCACGGGCCUCCUGAACUUGAACCGCACGUUUUCGAGCACAGUGUGCAAAUUAAAGAGAAAGAAGCACAGCGCCGAAGAAGAAGGUGUCCAGGGGGGUGCGGACGUUCAUGAGGACUUUGAUAUCCUUGAGGACAGUGAGGUCGAAGAGCUCUUUCAGCAGCAGCACAUUCUCACUAAAGUUGGUAGUGAAGAUCACAGAGUUUUGGUCGUGCAUCCAGAUGUGAAGUGGGGCAGUAAGAAACCACAGCUUACUACAGCUGAACUUAUGAUGGCGGAGGCUGUUGGCCUCGUGAACACCCUGCAGAACUGGACAGUGCUGGACAAGGUCAUACUUUCCACGAAGGCCCCCGACAGGAGGACAAUCUUCGGAAAGGGCAAUUUCAAGAUUCUCACAGAGCGGAUCAAGGGAAAGCCACAGAUUACCGCUGUGUUUGUGAAUGUAGAGCGUCUCAGUCCCGCGUCAGAGCGAGAGCUGGAGGAAGCCUGGGGUGUGAAGGUGCUGGACAGGUACUCGGUUGUCCUUCACAUCUUCCGCUGCAAUGCCCGCACCAAGGAGGCCAAGCUGCAGAUUUCUCUUGCCGAAAUUCCCCUUCUCAGGUCUCGGUUGAAAGAUGAGGUGGCAAAAUUAGAUCAACAAGGAGGCGGUUCCAGAUAUAUUAUGGGUUCAGGGGAAACCUUUAUGGAGGUGCAGCAGAGGCUCCUGAAGGAGAGGGAGUUGAAGAUCCGCUCUGCCCUGGAGAAACUGCGCAAGAAGCGACAGCUCCUCCGCUCCCAGCGCAAGAGCCGAGAGUUCCCCGUUGUCUCCGUCAUGGGUUACACUAACUGUGGAAAGACCACCCUGAUAAAAGCCCUAACAGGGGAUGUCAAACUCCAGCCACGAGAUCAGCUUUUUGCCACCCUUGAUGUCACUGUACACGGGGGCCAGCUUCCCAGCAGGAUGACCGUGCUUUAUGUGGACACCAUAGGCUUCUUGUCCCAGCUACCCCAUCAGCUCAUCGACUCGUUCUCCGCCACCCUGGAGGAUGUGGCCCACUCGGACCUGAUAGUGCAUGUAAGAGACAUAAGCCAUCCAGAGACUCUAAACCAGAAGGUCAAUGUUCUGAACGUCCUGAAGAACCUGCAGAUCCCCGAGUGUCUGAUGAACUCCAUUGUGGAAGUUCACAACAAGAUAGACCUCGUCGACAAUUACGAGCAGAGUGAACCAGAUGCAGUGCCAGUGUCUGCUCUGAAGGAGCAGGGUUUGGAGGAACUGAAGCAAAGAAUCGAAGCAGCAAUAGUGAAAUCAACCGGCAAACACAUUCUCACUGUAAAGGUGGAGCUCAGUAGCGCCCAAUUAAGCUGGUUGUACAAGGAAGCCACGGUGCAGGAGGUGGACGUGGUGGCGGAUGAAGGGACGGCCCUUGUCAAGGUCAUCAUCAGCAACGCGGCAUAUGGGCGAUACAGGAAGCUCUUCCAGACUAAUUAGGAGCGCAGUCACCCUGCUGUGUGACAGCCACAUGUCCUUGGCGAAGACACCGAAAUGAAACGCCGAGAUACUGUCUGAAAUUUCACUGGGUCUUAUCUGAAUAUAUGCUCCUUUGUAUCAGACGACCUUUAACGAUUGCGAUCAGCGGAUCGUUCAGACUUUUCCGAUGUUUCAAACCAGUAAACGUCGCUAAGUGAAGAACUGCGAAGACGAGGCAUAGAGG